AUGGAGACUUCACGCGGACCCCCGAGGGUCAAGAACAAGGCCGCCGCGCCCAUACAGAUUUCAGCAGAACAGCUACUUCGCGAAGCCGUAGACCGACAAGAUACAGGUCUACAAGCGCCGACCCAGCGCUUUGCAGAUCUAGAAGAGCUCCAUGAGUUUCAAGGUCGGAAGCGGCAGGAGUUCGAGAACUAUGUUCGCCGCAGUAGGACCAACAUGACCCAAUGGAUGCGCUAUGCACAAUGGGAGUUGGAACAGAAAGAAUAUAAGCGUGCCAGAUCAAUCUUCGAGCGAGCACUGGAUGUUGACUCGACAUCUGUAGUGCUAUGGAUACGGUAUAUCGAGGCAGAGAUGAAGACGAGGAAUAUCAACCAUGCUCGAAAUCUUCUGGACCGAGCCAUCGCCAUAUUGCCUCGCGUGGACAAACUUUGGUAUAAAUAUGUGUACAUGGAAGAAACCUUGGGCAACAUCUCUGGUGUACGUCAAGUUUUCGAACGGUGGAUGACUUGGGAGCCGGACGAGGCGGCAUGGAGCGCCUACAUUAAAUUAGAGAAGCGAUAUGGAGAAUUGGAUCGGGCGCGGACAAUCUUCGAGCGGUUUACCAUUGUACACCCGGAACCGAAGAACUGGAUUAAAUGGGCUCGAUUUGAAGAAGAGAACGGCGAUGUGGAAGAUGUACGAGAAGUUUUUGGUAGUGCCAUCGAAACUCUUGGGGACGACUUCAUGGAUGAGAAGCUCUUUAUGGCUUACGCCCGGUUUGAAGCUAAGCUCAAGGAGUAUGAGCGCGCAAGAGCUAUCUACAAGUAUGCUCUUGACCGCAUGGCUCGGUCACGGUCCGCCACUCUACAUAAAGCUUAUACCACUUUCGAGAAGCAGUUCGGAGAUAAAGAGGGGGUUGAAAACGUCAUUUUAUCCAAAAGACGGGUGCAGUACGAGGAACAAGUAAAGGAGAACCCGAAAAAUUAUGAUACAUGGUUCGACUAUGCAAGACUCGAAGAGACAUCAGGGGAUGUCGAUAGGGUACGCGACGUAUACGAACGUGCCAUCGCCCAGGUUCCACCGACACACGAGAAAAGACAUUGGAGACGGUAUAUAUAUCUAUGGGUCUUUUAUGCCUUGUGGGAGGAAAUGGACAACGAAGACAUCGAUCGGGCUCGGCAGAUUUACCAAGAAUGCUUGAAGCUUAUACCACACAAGCACUUCACCUUUGCCAAGAUCUGGCUCCUGAAGGCACAUUUCGACGUCCGUCAGGGGGCUCUACAUGUGGCGCGAAAGACUCUUGGACAGGCUAUCGGUAUGUGUCCGAAAGAUAAACUUUUCCAGGGUUACAUCGAUCUGGAGCUGAAACUCUUUGAGUUCGUCCGAUGUCGCACGCUUUACGAGAAGAAAAUAGAGUGGAAUGCGUCCAACACUCAAUCAUGGAUCAAGUUUGCGGAGCUAGAGCGCGGACUGGACGAUCUUGAUCGAACAAGAGCGAUUUUCGAGCUCGCUGUACAGCAGCAGCAACUGGACAUGCCAGAGCUUCUAUGGAAAGCUUAUAUCGACUUUGAAGAGGAAGAAGGAGAGUACGACAGGACGAGAAAUCUUUAUGAGCGGCUGUUGGAGAAGACAGACCAUGUCAAGGUCUGGAUCAGUUAUGCGCACUUUGAGAUCAACAUUCCAGAGGGUGACGAAGACGAAGAUGAGGAGGCCCCCGUCAGCGAAGAGGCUAAGACACGGGCGAGAGCGGUCUUCAAGCGUGCUUACAAGAGCUUGAAAGAGAAAGAUCUCAAAGAAGAGCGUGUUGCACUCCUGAAUGCUUGGAGAUCUUUCGAGGCCACCCACGGAUCAGCGGAUGAUAUCGAGAGUGUUGACAAACAAAUGCCUAGGAAAGUCAAGAAGCGAAGAAAGCUGGACGACGACUCGUUCGAAGAAUACAUGGACUACGUAUUCCCAGCCGACGAUGAGAGUGCUGCGAAGCUGUCCAAAUUGCUGCAGAGGGCGCACGCAUGGAAGGAAAGCGGGGGUCAGGAGAAUGGGGGUGAUUAA
Pseudovirgaria hyperparasitica is the source of this 2025-nucleotide messenger RNA. RefSeq names its product putative cell cycle control protein. Gene Ontology annotation, cellular component: Prp19 complex; precatalytic spliceosome; U2-type catalytic step 2 spliceosome. Gene Ontology annotation, molecular function: protein binding. Lineage: Eukaryota; Fungi; Ascomycota; Dothideomycetes; Acrospermales; Acrospermaceae. Gene Ontology annotation, biological process: mRNA splicing, via spliceosome; spliceosomal complex assembly. The record is from RefSeq and is a predicted model, not a curated record. The transcript has 2 exons. The coding region runs from base 1 to 2025 and encodes 674 amino acids.